This is a messenger RNA of Lytechinus variegatus (green sea urchin), 1456 nucleotides long. RefSeq names its product glutathionyl-hydroquinone reductase YqjG-like. Gene Ontology annotation, cellular component: cytoplasm. The transcript has a single exon. Gene Ontology annotation, molecular function: glutathione transferase activity. The record is from RefSeq and is a predicted model, not a curated record. NCBI's taxonomy places the organism in Eukaryota, Metazoa, Echinodermata, Echinoidea, Temnopleuroida, Toxopneustidae. Bases 64 to 1200 code for a protein of 378 amino acids.
GAGCUAUAUUACUACAAUGGAUGGACUGAUGACAUGAAAGGAUAGCUGCUGUGUUCGGGUUGUAUGCUCGUGCUUUCAUACCCACAUUACAGAAUGAGAGUUUUUAACGUACUGCCGAGGCUUUCCCAAGCAACUCGGGAUUUUCUGUUUACGACGCGCAGAGUCGUUUAUAACUCAACAUCCUCAUUCACUAUAAAUUUUACAGAAUUUGGUGACAGCAUGUCGUCUGAUCAAAAGGAACAGAAAACAUCACCAGUUCCGACAAAUGAAAAGGGUGAAUAUAAAGGGGCUACGACUGCAUUUCGCAACUGGAUCACGGCCGAUGGAGAAUUUCAGCCGGAGAAAAGCCGUUAUCAUCUGUACGUGUCAUUGGCAUGCCCGUGGGCUUCCCGAACUCUCGUAACGCGUAAACUAAAGGGGCUGGAGGAUACCAUUGGAGUUACAGUGGUAGAUUGGUUGUUGGGAGAGAAAGGAUGGUUCUUCUCGAAUGAUAAACCGAAGACAUCACUUGAUACAGUCAACAACUGCAAAUAUAUGAGGGAGAUUUACGAGCUUGCAAGCCCGGGUUACACCGGUCGCGUGUCUGUACCCGUACUUUGGGAUAAGAAGAACAGAACCAUCGUCAACAAUGAAUCUGCUGAGAUCAUGCGGAUGUUCAACAAGGAGUUCAAUGCUUUUUCCGCCACCAAGGAACAAGGAGAAUUGGAUCUGUGCCCUGCAGAUCUUUUGGAAGAUAUCGAUGAGGUUAAUUCGUGGAUCUAUGACUUCAUCAACAUUGGAGUUUACAAAUGUGGCUUCGCAACCAGUCAGGAAGCUUAUGAUGAUGCUGCUCCCAAACUCUUUGCCGCCCUUGACAGAGCCGAAGAAGUGUUGUCUAAAUCCCGAUAUCUUUGUGGAGAUAGAAUGACAGAAGCCGACAUUCGACUCUUCACCACUCUCGUCAGGUUCGAUACAGUCUACGCCCAUCAUUUCAAAUGUAACAAGAAGCGGAUCGUUGACUACCCGAAUCUUUGGGGUUUCACCAGGGAUAUCCACCAGACGCCAGGAGUAAGUGAGACUGUAGAUCAAGAACAUAUCCAGAAGCACUACCAAGUGAGCCACGUACACAUCAAUCCGAAUCGCAUAGUGGCCAUUGGGCCCGACCUGGACUUUGAUAGCCCACAUGGAAGUGGGCCUGCAGACGUAAAAUUUUCAAAGUAGAUAGUUAGUACUUUAAAGACUUUACUGUUAUACCCUUUAGGAUUGUAGCCUUAUUAAUAUCUGACAUUGUACUUGCUAAAAUCUGUUCAUAGGCCUAUCUAUAGUUGUAUUCAGUUAAAAAGCAGUCUAUAGUUUUCUCAAUAUAAUAGAAACGUUUUCUCAAAAUAAUGUGUGGAUUAGAAUAUUCAAAGCAUUAUAAGCGAAACUCUGCGAAAGAAUAUACAUGGAAAGUCUGUUUAUCAUGACAUUGUACAGA